Messenger RNA from Nerophis ophidion (straightnose pipefish), 3281 nucleotides. Its product is annotated as leucine-rich repeat-containing protein 30-like. The coding region runs from base 186 to 1073 and encodes 295 amino acids. The record is from RefSeq and is a predicted model, not a curated record. Gene Ontology annotation, molecular function: protein binding. The transcript has a single exon. NCBI's taxonomy places the organism in Eukaryota, Metazoa, Chordata, Actinopteri, Syngnathiformes, Syngnathidae.
GAAGUGACAAGGCCAGCUGAGGAAUGAAAACCGAGUAAGACAGGCACUUUGUCCUGGGACCAUGCGCAAGUCACCCUAGUGCGCUCUUAGCUCCGCCAGGAUUCAAAGCUGCUGAGGUUCCACCCGGACUCAAAGAUGUUCCGAGCAAGCAGAGGACGCUAUCUUUAAUAAGAAUCCGGUUGGGAAUGGGCGGGAAGCAGUCUCGCGGCUUCUCCAGCAGAGAACUGAGCGAGGUGAGCGUGAUUCAAGGCAGCGGAAACGACCAAGCCGGCUUGUCGUCUGCCGCGGAGAAAAUCCGCCGACACGCCACGGUGCACUUCGGCUACAGCACCCUAAGCUUGGCCAUGCGGGGCCUGGAUGACGCCCCAGCCGAGCUGUGGGAGCUGCGAGAGCUGCAGAAGCUCAACUUGUCCAUGAACUGUUUGUGCUCGCUGCCACCCGCCCUCAGUGCCCUGGACAACCUGGUGGUGCUCAACCUGUGGGGCAAUAACCUGACCAGUCUGCCUCCCGAGAUCGGACUCCUGAAGAAGCUCCGUGUGCUCUUCGCCUGCCGCAACCGCUUAAGCGAGGUACCCGAGGAGCUGGGCUCCUGCGCCGGCCUGGAGGUACUCAGCCUGGCCAACAACCAGAUCUCCAGCCUGCCGGGGAGCUUGGCAGCCAUGCGCAACUUGACCAAGCUCAACCUGAGCCACAACCGCAUCGCCCACAUCCCGACCUGCGUCUACAGCAUGAAGGGCCUGGUCUUUCUUCACCUGGCCUGCAACCGUCUGGAGACGAUUGCCGACCAGAUCCAGGACUUGGUCAACCUCAAGAUCCUCAUUGUGGAGGGGAACAGCAUCCACACUUUGCCUAAGACACUGUGCUUCCUGGACUCCUUGGAGCUCCUCAACGUGGACUUCAAUGAACUGCAAAGCGUGCCAGGGGAAAUGUAUCUGCUGAGUCGGCUCAGGAAGCUGGCCUGCCACCCUAUGGACAAAGGACUCCAUAUUGUACAUAACCCGCUUCUCAAGCCCAUUAAGGAGGUGCUGCAAGGAGGACUUAGCUCCCUGUACAACUACCUCAAACCCACGUGAAUCUCUACCUCUGUUUUGUCCGACACCGGGCACGUGGGUGGUCAUGCUGCCAUCCCAAGCCCUCCCCCGGCCGACCACGUAUGCCAUCCAUACCCCUGUUACAGUGGUGUUACAUCACAGGGCAUCACACAAAUAGAUUUAAGCGUUUGGCUGUAAAUAAACACCGACAAACCGCCGUCACGCCUGCAAUGCAUAGCGCGCGUGUGUGGGUAAUCCGCAGUUAAGGGUUGAAAUGAGUCGGAAAAAUUCACAGGCCCACAUUUGGAGGCUGAUUAGUGUCGGUGGUGGGCUGAGGGGGUAUCACACACACGCCGUGGUGCAUUCAGGUCAUAGGGAUCAGUUGUGUAAAGUCGAAGGAAAGAACAGUAAAGCAGCAUCAGAAGUGAGAACGGACAUUAUGCAAUAAAGACCAGAUUACGAAAACGGUGGUACAACGAAACUUUGUUUUCCGCACAAACCUGUUCAAGAUUAGACAAACAAACAGUGUACAGGGUUACAGAACAAGAACGCUGAUGGGUCGCCAGUAAAAGAUGGAAAAAAGGUCAACGCUGGGGAAGGAUGAAUAAAAAAAAUAUAAUCCAGACUGGGCUCCUAAGGGGGUCCAGUUUGGAGUGAGAAAAAACCUCCAUAGCAAAGCACAUAUUACAACAUACAUCUCGAGAUAUCUAGCAACAAAAGGAAGGUAUGUAAAGGUCAUGGUGGUAAGCCGCAGCUCUCAGGCGCUGACCAUCUAUUCAUCACCCCUAAGGGAUUGCAUUCAGGGCGUUAGAUUGGGGGACAGGAGGGUGUAUGUGUGGCGUAUAUUUAUGUGUGUGUGUAUAAGCCUGUAGUGUGUCUCUGUUCCGCGGCCUUGAUGUAUUUGCCGUCGCUAGUCCAAAGUUCACAACAACAGGUGUGUGUCCAUGAGAGACAAGAAGGGAGUUUGUUGUGUCUUCCUGCAGUGAUCUUCGGGAGAGUCUCGAAGCCAGGGAAAAAAACCCAAGUUAAAAUGAUUUGUAUGCGAGUGAAAAUAAAAUUUGCUUUUCACUCUAAAAUUGUCUAUGACUGGUCCUCAAAAACCUGCGGGGUAGACAGUCCGAUGUCAGUUCUUCCCGCAUCCUCCAAUCAUUUGUGGCAGCUUUGGGGUACUUUGAAGACCGCCAGCAACGUCCAAUUUGUCGACAAACCAGAGCAACGCUUAGUCCAAUCAGCAGAUGUCCUGGUGUCAUAAUUCCGAUAAGUAGAUAUCUUCACGUCGUCGACAGAAAAGGGUCGCCAGGCACGCGGUCCUCCUUCUUCUCCCAAGAGUCCGUGGUGUGUCCAGCAACAACCGCUUCGUCACGACAGCAGGUUCCCCCCAAACUCAAAAUCUUGUCAAUUUUGUUGAGGCCAGUUAAAUAGUUCCAAUGUUUAGAUUUGGAGAGCAGUGCAAAAAGAGGCGAAGUGAAGUGAAGUGAAGUAUAUUUAUAUAGCGCUUUUCUCUAGUGACUCAAAGCGCUUUACAUAGUGAAACCCAAUAUCUAAGUUACAUUUAAACCAGUGUGGGUGGCACUGGGAGCAGGUGGGUAAAGUGUCUUGCCCAAGGACACAACGGCGGUGACUAGGAUGGCGGAAGCGGGAAUGGAACCUGCAACCCUCAAGUUGCUGGCACGACUGCUCUACCAACCGAGCUAUACCGCCCCACAAGGCAACAAGAAAGUUAAGACAAGACAAAACAAAGAAGCAAGCAGGACAGGAAAGGGGAGCGUUCACCCUCGGUGAGCGCCAGAGAGAGAAAAAAAAAAGUUAAUUCGUCGUAAAAAUGUCUGUGAGAGUUAAUUAAAAAGGUGUUUUAUUAAGUGGUAUAUGUCGACAAUCCUGACCAACAUGUUAAGUCCCUUUGAGAGAUGUAACCCAAUUUGAGAAACACUUCUUCUAGCUUAUUUGGGGGAGCCUUUCACAUACUAACAUCUUUAAAUAAUGAUAUUCACUACUAUUGUAAUUGUUGUAUGGUAUUGUAAAUAAACUUGAAACUUGGUCGACUAAAAAUUGAUUUUGAGUUUGGUUAUUUUGUCAAAUUUCUUAUAAGGUUUAGGAAGGGCGUACUGAUCCGAUAUUUUUUUAUUUAUUUUUGUCCUGUCCAGCUUCUCAGGCAAAUCAUAUAGUUCAGGGGUGCCCAUUACGUCGAUCGCGAGCUACCAGUCGACCGCGGGGGGUGUGUCAGUCGAUCUCCAGCCAGGCUUUUAAAAA